Molecule: messenger RNA, 1851 nt
Organism: Lates calcarifer (barramundi perch)
Lineage: Eukaryota; Metazoa; Chordata; Actinopteri; Centropomidae
Gene: mars2
Product: methionyl-tRNA synthetase 2, mitochondrial
Exons: 3
Coding region: 1-1788 (595 amino acids)
Biological process (GO): methionyl-tRNA aminoacylation
Molecular function (GO): methionine-tRNA ligase activity; ATP binding
Source: RefSeq, a predicted model, not a curated record
AUGCGGUUCCCCUUUCUCUUUGUUGCCAGAGGCUGUAAGGCUGUUCCCAGACUGCAACAAAGCCAGUUUCCUUCACCACUGUCAGCUCUGCCGAGAUAUCAGAGGAUCUCUGUGUUGGCCCACCUCUGCAAAGAUGAGAGGAGUUACUUCAUAACCACUCCCAUCUUCUAUGUCAAUGCCUCUCCUCAUUUAGGACACCUGUAUUCUGCUGUGAUAGCUGACUGCCUGCACAGGUACAAGCUUCUUCAGGGCUUCAACUCCAAGUUUGCAACAGGCACAGACGAACAUGGCCUGAAAAUCCAACAAGCCGCUGAAGCUGCGGGAAAAGAUCCCCUGACCUUCUGCACUGAUGUGUCUGAAAGAUUCAAACAUCUCUUCAGCAGCUGCAACAUUUCGUACACAGACUACAUCAGAACCACUGAACAGAGACACCGUCAGGCUGUGGAGCAUUUCUGGUCAGUGCUCUGGAACAAAGGGCUCAUCUACAAGGGGAGUUAUGAAGGCUGGUACUCCACACAGGAUGAAAGCUUCCUCACACCGCUGCAGGUGGGGGAUGCUGUGGACUCAUCAGGGAAGCAGAUUAAGGUAUCGCUGGAGAGUGGACACCAGGUGGAGUGGAUGAAAGAGGAGAACUACUUGUUCCGUCUGUCUGCAUUUCAGACUCAGCUGCUUGACUGGCUCAAAGGAAAUCCCCAGGCCAUACAGCCUGAGCGUUUCUACCAGACUGUCCUCCAGUGGCUGCAGCACGACACCCCUGACCUCUCAGUGUCCCGUCAGAGAAGCCGCCUUCAGUGGGGCAUCUCUGUCCCCAAUGACCCCGAACAAACCAUCUACGUGUGGUUGGAUGCUCUGGUGAACUACCUCACAGUAGCUGGUUAUCCAGAUAAACAUGACCAAUGGUGGAAUGUUGCUCACCACAUUGUAGGAAAGGAUAUCUUAACUUUUCACGCCAUCUACUGGCCAGCCUUCCUUCUAGGAGCUGGACUGCCGCUGCCACAGACGAUAUAUGUGCACUCUCACUGGACAUCAGGGGGAAGGAAGAUGUCUAAAAGUUUGGGUAAUGUGGUAGAUCCUCUUCAACGCUCACAGAUGUUCACAACUGAUGGUAUGAGGUACUUUCUUUUGCGUCAGGGAGUCCCAGACUCAGACUGUGAUUACACCGAUCGUAAAGUAAUCAGACUGCUCAAUGCCGAGCUAACUGACUCUCUGGGUGGUCUGCUUAAUCGCUGCGUAGCCCCAGCUCUUAACCCCACUCAGGUCUACCCCUCUUUCUGCCCUGAGUUUUUCCCAAGAGAACAGGGAGGCAGAGCUGUGGCUGAAGACUACCACAUGUUGGAUGCUGUGAAGAAUCUCCCUGCUGUGGUAGAGCAGCACUUUGAGAGCAUACAUGUAUACAAAGCUCUGGAGGCCAUCACUGUAUGUGUGAGGCAGACCAACGCAUUUGUUCAGCGCCACACACCUUGGAAGCUGGACAAGAGUAACAGCGAAGAGCAGCGCUGGCUGGACACAAUCAUCCAUGUCUCCCUUGAAUGCCUGAGAAUUUAUGGCACACUCCUCCAGCCAAUAGUGCCAGAAAUUUCUGACAAACUCCUGUCCAGACUCGGGGUACAGUCAGGUGAGAGGAGCUGGGCCACUCUGAACUUCCUGCCAAGGUAUCAAGGAAUGGACUGUCCCUUCGAGGGGAGAGCACUAGGAUCUGAUUCUGGAGUAUUGUUCAGCCGCUUGGAAAAUGAGAAUGUAGAUAAACAAAAACCUACCAAAGCACAAAAGGCAGCAAAACAGAAAUGAGGAAUUGUUUAAUGUUCCCUGUAGGUUGAUUCAAUCAGUAAGAAAUAAAAGUCCUGUGGCUCA